This is a messenger RNA of Bombina bombina (fire-bellied toad), 960 nucleotides long. RefSeq lists its product as uncharacterized. Gene Ontology annotation, molecular function: protein dimerization activity; RNA polymerase II cis-regulatory region sequence-specific DNA binding; DNA-binding transcription factor activity, RNA polymerase II-specific. The coding region runs from base 1 to 960 and encodes 319 amino acids. Lineage: Eukaryota; Metazoa; Chordata; Amphibia; Anura; Bombinatoridae. The record is from RefSeq and is a predicted model, not a curated record. The transcript has 2 exons. Gene Ontology annotation, biological process: somite rostral/caudal axis specification; regulation of transcription by RNA polymerase II; heart morphogenesis. Gene Ontology annotation, cellular component: nucleus.
AUGGAUUUCUCUCUAGUACAGCCGCAUAUACCAGAUGAAAUUAUGCCUCAACAAUAUAGCCCAUUACAAGAUUGGAGCUAUCCUGAUUCUGAAGGAUACAGCAGCCUUUCCCCUGCUUCUUCUACUGAUUCAAGUGGGUUUUCCCCGCCAUAUAACCAGUGCGCUUUUCCUCAAGACACAUACAGCAGUUACAACACAGUUCUUCAACAGAGAGAUGUGCUGAAAAGGCCUAGAAAGAACCUAGCAGAUAAGAGGAACCAGAGAUAUGGAAUGAUCAGUAAUCAGAGGCAAAGUGCCAGUGAAAGAGAGAAGAUGAGAAUGAGAAAUCUGUCUACAUCACUUCAACACCUCAGAAGAUACCUUCCCCCAGCAGUGGCACCAGCUGGAAAAAACCUAACCAAGAUAGAGACCCUGCGCCUAACCAUUCGCUACAUCUCACAUCUUUCUGCAGUUCUUGGUCUUGAUGAGGAGUCAAUGAUUAAGAAAAGAGAGGAAGAGAUGAGGAGUACAUGCCCUAUAUCUUUAAGCUGCUUCCAAACCAGAACUAAUGGACUAUUUACAGAGCCCAUAGCUCAUAUCCCACAGACCCAGAGUCAAUACGAACUGAACCCAUGCAAGUUAACUGCUCCUUCAAGGAUGUUACCAGAACAGAACAGCUAUGGAAUGAUGGAUAACCAUGCAGCAGUGACAUGCGUUCCUGAAUUUACAGCUCCAGUCAUGAGUGAAGAGAUGAAGACAUUUUCCAGCUGUAAACUCCAAACAACACCAAUUGCUCAAGCUACAGUAUCAAAAACCAAUGAAACUUUCACUGCAACCUCACCAAUGUCUCCAGACUUGGGCUUUUGUCAGAAUAUCAUUGAUGACAUGUGGGAUGAACUGCAAGACAAAGAUUUCUGGACAUCUUUUCCACCUAUAGAAAUUAACCAACCACACAAAUCUGCUAAUGGACAUAUUUUAUGA